Molecule: messenger RNA, 867 nt
Organism: Tetrahymena thermophila SB210
Lineage: Eukaryota; Ciliophora; Oligohymenophorea; Hymenostomatida; Tetrahymenidae
Exons: 5
Source: RefSeq, a predicted model, not a curated record
AAAUUAAAACGAAUAAAAAUUAAUAAAUAAAAUUCAUCAAAAAUAAAAAUAGUAGAAGGUAACUCACAUAAAUUUCUAAAGGCCAACAAUUAUAUUAAUUAGCUAAUUAAUUAAUAAAUAUUAUAACACUUAGUACAGUAAGUAUAUAAAUAAAUAAAUAAAAAUAGGUCAAAUAAAAUGUCACAAACUGAAAACAUCCUUGAUAAAAAGCAAAAUACAACUAAACAAGGCAUCGAUCAUAGUAAAUUUUACGAAUGGUCUAAGCAAUUCUAGUAUAUUUCCUCUUAUUAAUCUAACAGCUCAGAUAAACCUAAUGAGCUUAGAAGCGAUGCAAUUUAAGGGUACAAAGGAUUCAUUCCUUAAAUAUAAUCUAACAAUAUGUUUGGUCAAACCUUCAGUAGAUCUGCUAGAUAAGUGCUAGCUUCUAAUGUAUCCAACAAUCCUUUUAAACUAAGUUCUACUGGACACAAUAGUCUUCGCCACAACUAUGCAGAUUAAAGCCUCAAUGCUUUUACUCAUAAAUUUGGAGCAACUACAAUCUAGAAGAAUCACCCUUCUUUGGAGAGCAAUCUAAAAUAGUCUCUUUACAAAUAAUAAUUUUCAAAACCAGUUUUUAGCAAUGAAAACAAUUAAGAUUUUAAUGCUGAUGACUUGAAUGGCAAUAAUAACCUCUCUAAAAAAACAAUUCUAUCAGGAUUUAUGAAAAAUAAUUCAAUAGUUGGAUUUAAAGAGUGUCUUGAUUCCUAACUUCAAUUAAAGGACUCUAAAAGCGAAUACAACGAUAAGUUUUAAUCUAAAAAUAGAAUCCAUAGAGAUACUUCUAUAUUCCAUAUUAGAAAUAAAAGUCAAAUCAUCAUUCCUGCUUGA